GCCGGCGCGGCCGGCAGCCUACCCGGCAAGCCCGUGUACUCGACCCCGUCCCCGGCGGAGAACACCCCCCAGAAUAACGAGUGCAAGAUGGUGGAUCUGAGGGGGGCCAAAGUGGCCUCCUUCACCGUGGAGGGCUGCGAGCUCAUCUGCCUGCCCCAGGCGUUCGACCUCUUCCUGAAGCACUUGGUGGGGGGCUUGCACACGGUCUACACCAAGCUGAAGCGCCUGGAGAUCACGCCCGUGGUCUGCAACGUGGAGCAGGUCCGCAUCCUGAGGGGGCUGGGGGCCAUCCAGCCCGGCGUCAACCGCUGCAAACUCAUCUCCCGGAAGGAUUUCGAGACCCUCUACAACGACUGCACCAACGCC
Meleagris gallopavo (turkey) is the source of this 366-nucleotide messenger RNA. The record is from RefSeq and is a predicted model, not a curated record. NCBI's taxonomy places the organism in Eukaryota, Metazoa, Chordata, Aves, Galliformes, Phasianidae.